AUCCCAUGAGUCAGACUUUGCUGAUGACAUCGAAACCCCAAGACGCAAAGAUAUGACGAGCAUUAGAAGACUGAAGACGACUAACAAAAUAGCUUUCACCUCGAUUUAUUCAUCAGUGGGUUGGGGUUGAUAGAAACCUUGAUAAUGAUCCCCUCUUGUUGUCAGCCGAAUAACAAAGAUUCCCACCAAUCUUGUAUUCCGCUCUAUUAUUCGUCCUAGCGCUUGAUCUUCCUGAAAGAAGCUUCUUUUCUUUUUUUUCCACUUUUGUUUCGAAAGGUGUGUGAAGUGUCAAGAGAAAUGGAAGGAAGAGUGAAAUUAGACAAAUGGGGUUAUGAGGUUAAUACCUGUUCUGAUGAAUGCAUCGCUGCCAUCAACGACUAUUAUCACCAGGUGCUUAGUUAUGGGAGAAAGAGAAGUGUGAUUUUGGAAGCACCAAAACAUGACAAGGAUUGUGUUUUGGCCCACAUCUUGGCGGCUCAUUUUCUCUGCUCAGCUGAUCCUUCUCAAUCUGCACUUCAUAUCCAGGCUGCCAAGUCUCGAUUGAGAGAGGCCACCUCGUAUGAGAAAGCUAUUUUUGAUGUUCUCGGUUAUUGUAUGUCCGAUAAUAGAGAUGAUGAUGUGGCUUUGGAGUUACACUUUAAGCUCCUGAGAGAAUUCCCAAGAGAUCUUGUUUCUGUGAAGAGGGCACAGGUGUUGUGUUUCUACAUGGCUAGGCCUGAUCUUUCUCUCAAUCUUGUCCAGCAGGUUAUACCCCAUAACGAACAAGAAGAAUACAUAUAUGGAAUGCUUGCUUUUCCAUUGCUAGAGCUGAGUCAGAUGGCAGAUGCCAAAGAAGCUGCAACGAAAGGACUUAACAUCAACAAGCAAGAUUGCUGGUCACAGCAUGCUAUAUGUCAUGUUCUUCAGUAUGAGUGUCAUUUCAAAGAAGCAGUAGAGUUCAUGGAAAAAUGCUCGUCUUCAUGGGGUUCCUGCUCAUCUUUUAUGAAAACGCACAAUUGGUGGCAUAUAGCUCUAUGUUAUUUGGAAGGCCAUUCUCCAAUAGAAAAAGUUGUCGAGGUUUAUGACCAGUGUAUAUGGAAGGAGUUAGAAAGAUAUGAUGCUGUUUCUCCUGAGGUUUACUUGAAUGCUCUGGGCUUGUUGCUGCGUGUGUAUGUUCGUGGUGAACUUAGAAUCUUUGGCAACCGUAUGAAGGUCCUAUCAGAUUGUGUGUCGGAUCAGGUUAACUGGUAUUUAGAGUGGCAUCUUGAUGUGUUGAUAUUGUGGGCUUUAGCUUUUUCUGGAGAGCAUUCAAAAGCAGAAGAAUUACUCAAGGGCUUGAAAAGGAAAUUUUCUGCAAUGAACAAGAAGCAGCAACAAGUUAUGCAAAAAGGAAUCUUGCUGGCAGAAGCGUUAUUUGAGUACGGGAGUGGUAAUGACGAAAAAGCUUUGGAAUUGCUUGGUCCAGAUUUUGAAUGCAAUGGCUGUAAGAUAAUUGGGGUAUCCGAUGAACAACUUGAUGUAUUCAAGGAAGUCUUCUACUGUAUAUUACUGAAUACUGGACAGGCUACCAAAGCAAUCGAAGUUAUUGAGAAGCAUAUCACCACGAGGGAAGGCAACCCUUUCUUGUGGCGACUGAUGGAGAGAGGCUACAAUAUGGCGAGUAGGGAACAGGAAGCUACAAGUGCUGGUGAGAAGGCCAGAGCACUAGAAGCUGCAUAUUUCUAGUUGGCUUAUACAACCCUGGCUUAGACACAAUAAAUUUCUCGUCAACCGGGUAUGCAAUUAGUAGAGGUUGAAUUUCCGUUCAACCCGUAUUUCCUAACCUGAGACUCAACCCGUAUUUCCUAACCUUCUCAGGUUAAGUCAGUCAGUCCAUGUAUUUCCUUGUAUGCAUUUUGUAUGUUCUUAUAUGUUAUGGAUUUGUAUUUAUAUGUAUCAAUAUAUAUCUGGUGUGUAUAACACUCUGCUGGAGCGGGUUAUGUGAUCUUGGUUGUCAUAGGAGACAAAAAGAUUCAAACUCUUGAGGGCAUUUUGACCUUUGUUCAUCUCUCUUUUGUUCUGUUGUUAUCUAUAUAUUUCAAGUAGGCUUCCGUUGAUUGGGGACAA
Messenger RNA from Tripterygium wilfordii, 2085 nucleotides. RefSeq names its product tetratricopeptide repeat protein 38. Gene Ontology annotation, molecular function: protein binding. The coding region runs from base 298 to 1704 and encodes 468 amino acids. The record is from RefSeq and is a predicted model, not a curated record. The transcript is spliced from 14 exons. Lineage: Eukaryota; Viridiplantae; Streptophyta; Magnoliopsida; Celastrales; Celastraceae.